CCUGCCUGGAAAAGCUAGCCCUCCCCUUCUUUCCCUUCCCUCUCUAAUGCUUCGGUGACAUUCAGCAAAGAAGAGAGAGAUGAACCUGGAGGGAAGAAAAAGCAAAGAGCUGCCUGCAAGCAGAUGGAGGAGGGAAGGCCUCCCCGGCCUGGCUGAAGGAACCUGCUAGGAGGCAGAUGCUUGGCACAGAAGAAGUGGGCAAGGGUCCCCUCUUUUUAUCCCCGAUUAGCCCCUUAUCCAUCCUCAUGCACAGCUGGCUUAGCUAGUGGCUGAAAGGAUGGAGAAAGGAGCCAGAGCUGCUGCAAUAAACCUGUCUUCUGCUUGCAAGAGCUGAACCAGCAUCCUUCUCUGCAGUCUUUUGGUCCUUGCCCUGCCCAGCCUGGUUCAAGCCCAGAGCAUCCUCAAAAGAGCCCAAAAAAACAGAGCCAGGACCAGCCUCAGCAACCUCUGUCAGCAUCCUUUCUCUCUGAGCAUCCUUUCUCUUCCUCAGUAUCCUUUCUCUUUCAGCAUCCUUUCUCUUUUGUCUCUUCCCAAGAGGGCCACUGCUCUGGAGGAAUUGCAUGGGCUCUUCUGCUGCGAAACAAUAUAUUAUUUAAAAGAGAAAAGCAGAACGGACACAUACACACCCCAUGUCUGCAGUUUGUGGGGGGGCACCAGGAGCUGCAGCGAGGAUUUAAGAAGGUCCCCUCCUUUUUUCACAUCCAGCCAAAGGGGCUGAGCCAGCAAAAGAAAGGCAGAGAAAGAGACAAAGUUGGGGGACUAUGGCUGAGAAGACCCUUGACCCCACCUGCGUCUCCAUUGCCUUGGAGGACCCCAUCUGCAACUCCGGGGCCCAAGAGGCUCCCCUCUUGACCACUCACUUGAAGAAGGUGGAGAACCACAUCACAGAGGCCCAGCGGUUCUCCCAUCUGCCCAAGCGCUCUGCCGUGGAUAUCGAAUUCAUCGACCUGUCCUACUCCGUCCGCGAAGGGUCCUGUUGGCGGAAGAGAGGAUACAAGACGCUGCUAAAAUGUCUGUCUGGGAAGUUUUGUCGUCGGGAGCUUAUUGGGAUUAUGGGCCCUUCUGGAGCUGGGAAAUCAACCCUAAUGAACAUCCUGGCUGGUUACCGGGAGACAGGGAUGAAGGGCCAGAUUCUUGUGAACGGACGGCAGAGAGAGCUGCGCACUUUCCGAAAGAUGUCUUGCUACAUAAUGCAAGAUGACAUGCUGUUGCCCCAUCUCACCGUCCGCGAGGCUAUGAUGGUUUCUGCAAACCUGAAGCUGAACGAGAAGCAGGAGGUGAAGAAAGAGCUGGUGGAUGAAAUCUUGACAGCACUGAGUCUUCUGGAGUGUUCUUACACCCGCACUAUAUCCCUGUCUGGGGGGCAGCGCAAGCGUCUCGCCAUUGCUCUGGAGCUAGUCAACAAUCCUCCAGUCAUGUUUUUUGAUGAACCCACCAGCGGCCUGGACAGUGCCUCCUGCUUCCAGGUGGUCUCCCUGCUGAAAUCCCUGGCCCAAGGUGGACGCACCAUCAUCUGCACCAUCCACCAGCCCAGCGCCAAGCUAUUUGAGAAGUUUGACAAGCUGUAUAUCCUGAGCCAGGGUCAAUGCAUCUUCAAGGGAGCUGUACCCAACCUCAUCCCGUACCUAAAAGGGCUGGGACUUCAUUGCCCUACCUACCAUAACCCAGCUGAUUUCAUUAUCGAAGUUGCUUCGGGAGAGUAUGGUGACCUCAACCCACUCCUGUUCCAAGCGGUCCAGAAUGGACUGUGUGCCAUGGCCGACAAGAAGAGCAGUCCAGACAAAAUGGAUUCCUCUUGCCCAGCUCCUUGCAUGGCUGAUCUGGAUCACAUUGAAAGCCACACUUUUGCUACCAGCACCUUGACCCAAUUCUGCAUCCUCUUCAAGAGGACCUUCCUGUCCAUCAUGAGAGAUACGGUGCUCACCCACCUGCGGUUCAUGUCCCACAUCUGCAUCGGUGUCUUGAUCGGCCUCCUCUAUUUGCACAUCGGCAAUGACGCUGCCAAGGUCUUCAACAACACAGGAUUCCUGUUCUUCUCCAUGCUCUUCCUCAUGUUUGCAGCACUCAUGCCCACUGUCCUCACUUUCCCUCUGGAGAUGUCCGUGUUUCUGAGGGAGCACCUAAACUACUGGUACAGCCUGAAAGCCUAUUUCCUUGCCAAAACUAUGGCGGACGUUCCUUUUCAGGUUAUUUGCCCCAUCACCUACUGCAGCAUUGUCUACUGGAUGACAGGACAGCCCCCCGAAGCCACUCGCUUCAUCCUCUUCUCUGCCCUAGCCACUUCUACCGCUCUGGUGGCCCAGUCUUUGGGGCUCAUGAUCGGAGCAGCAUCCACCUCUUUACAGGUAGCCACCUUUGUGGGUCCAGUGACAGCUAUCCCAGUCCUCCUCUUCUCUGGCUUCUUUGUCAGUUUCAAGACCAUCCCGACGUACCUGCAGUGGAGUUCCUACGUCUCUUAUGUCAGGUAUGGCUUUGAAGGUGUCAUCCUCACCAUCUACUCCUUGGAACGUGGCGAACUGGAGUGCAAGGAGCCUGAGUGUCCCUUCAAAGACCCCAUCAAAAUCCUCAAGGAACUAGACGUGGAAGAAGCCAAACUCUACCUAGACUUUAUAGUUCUUGGGAUUUUCUUUUUCAUCCUCCGGCUCUUGGCCUACCUCACUCUCAAGUACAAGGUGAAAUCCGAAAGAUAAAAAGGAGACUUGGGCACACAACCCCUGUCCCCCUUGGUGGAGGCUGUGGGCUGUGCCAUAAAACAUUUCCUAAAGGACCUCACAAAAAAAAAAAUACUCUGUGUAGGUCACACAGGGAAGGAAGGGAUGCAUCCGGUCUCUGGAGUGAUGAUGAUGAUGAUAAUGAUGAUGAUGACCAGCGUUGGCUCAGUCGAGAAGAGUUGAUGGAGACGUCUCGGAACUGUUUUAACCUUUGCAAGCAUUCUCUUCGUUGCAAAACGGUCGCUCACGCUCUCCGUUUUCCUGUUUAUUUUUUAUAUAAUUCUGGAAUGUGUCAAAAACUUUCUUCCCGGAGCAAUAUCAGUUGGAAAGAACAUGUCUUCAGUCAUGCAUUCCCAACCUCUCCAUAAACCCAGAUGUCUUCUAGGGGAAGGCGUCGUCUCAAAGUCAAGCUAACUAAAAUUGAGGCAGCUUGGUUUCUGCUCCAUUGGGGGAAGUUGGGAA
Molecule: messenger RNA, 3173 nt
Organism: Sceloporus undulatus (fence lizard)
Lineage: Eukaryota; Metazoa; Chordata; Lepidosauria; Squamata; Phrynosomatidae
Gene: ABCG4
Product: ATP binding cassette subfamily G member 4
Exons: 15
Coding region: 762-2690 (642 amino acids)
Cellular component (GO): plasma membrane
Molecular function (GO): ATP hydrolysis activity; ATP binding; ABC-type transporter activity
Source: RefSeq, a predicted model, not a curated record